CCCUGAGCCCCCACCCUCUGCCCUGAGCCCCUCCCACAACCCCCUGCCCUGAUCCUCUGCACCCUCACACAUUCCAGCAGGAAGGAACUGGCAUUCAUUACAAACCCCGAGUUCUUGCUUUAAUUACCGAUAUUUUACAGCACAAGUCCCCUUCGGCUUUCAGUUUUCACGUCUUGUCAGGUGGACUGUGCUCAUGUCUGGUCUGAUGUGAUGUAGGGGUGGGUUGCAGUCGGAGUAUCUGUAAGAAAUUUAAGUUAGAGUCACCCCUGCUGCCUGGGGUGAGCAUGUGGCGAGUGGCUUAUUUCAUGGAGUCUACUAAUAAUAUCUCACUCUGAAAGUGUUUCACCUCCAUAGAUCCCAAGAUGCCUUGCAAAGCUGUGUGUGGUUGACUCUCCCCAUUUUGCAGAAGGGGAAGAGGAAGGUUGGUGAUAAGUGACUUACUCAAGCCCAUGCAGUGAGUCAGUGGCAGAGUCAAUGCUAGGUUGCCAGGAUCCCCAGCUUCAUGCUCAGUCUCCCAGAUUGCAAGGGUCCCAAGAGGGCUCCAUUGGGGUUGCAUUCGCCUGCUUGCUAGCGAGGACACAUUGUGUGGUAGUGAAAGGUCCGUAUUGCUAGCUCCCAGCAGCGCUCCUGUUCCCGGACACCUGGAGCACUUUUGCAGAGGUGUUUCUCGGGCAGGGUGUUAGCUCUGGGACGUGCCCCCGCAAGGGCCUGGAGAGACAUUUGGGUAUCCAGAGGAGUUGCACAGCUGGUGGCACAGCAGCUCUGGCCUCUGGGCACAGCUCUCAUGCAAAUGCCGAGCAUGGGUACCAGCAGCACCAGGGCGGGGAGUGGCAGCAAGGCUGUAGAGGGAGGGGCAUUGGGAACCGAGGCCUGGGAAGAGGGGUUAGCAGGACGCUCUCAGCAAGGGGAGAACGAUGUGGGAGGUGUUUGGCUGGCGCUGGGGCCUGAGACUGGAGGAGAGGGUUUGAAGAUGCUGCUGCGUUCCUAGGGGAUCCUCACCCUCUCUACACAGCAUUCAAGACCAGCCCUGCAGCCUGGCUUUCUCCCCCAGCGAGCUGCGGGUCUGACUGGUGGGCAGGGCCCGGUGAUUCACUGUCCAGUGGAAGCAUUUUGACCAUAGAAAAGUGACCCUGGUUCUCUCUUCCAGUCUGUGCCUUUUGUCACAAAGCCCUUGGCCCUCAGACUGUGGCCAUCGAAGCCAUGAACAAGCAGUACCACGUGGACUGCUUCAGGUGCCGGACAUGCCACGGCCAGCUGGCAGGGCAGCACUACUACCAGAAGGAGGGUCGGCCAAUGUGCAACGCCUGCUACAAGGACACGCUGGAGAAAUGUGCCAAGUGCCAGGCUGUGAUCCUCGACCACAUCGUCCGGGCCUUGGGGAACGGGUACCACCCGGAGUGCUUCACGUGCUCCGUGUGCUGCCGGAGCAUCGGGGAUGGGAGCUUUGCGCUGGACGAUCAGAACGAGGUGCACUGCGUGGACGACUUCUACAGGUGCGAGAUGUUCCGUUGGAGCCAGUGUUCCCUCUAAGAUUUGCCAUCCAGG
Messenger RNA from Pelodiscus sinensis (Chinese soft-shelled turtle), 1545 nucleotides. The record is from RefSeq and is a predicted model, not a curated record. NCBI's taxonomy places the organism in Eukaryota, Metazoa, Chordata, Testudines, Trionychidae.